CCUUCCCUGGGCCAGAGCCCACCGGGCCCCUGCUCGGCUUAACGCCCACCCUCCGGGCCUGGCCCCCUCGGAGAGAGGGCGGGGCCUGAGCCACUGGCCUGCACGGUCAGGACACCCCCUCCCAGACGGUCCCCAUGCUCGGGGGCCCCCACCAGAGGAGAGGGGGCAGGACAUCCCUGGCCAGGCUGAGACUCAGCCCAGGAUGCAGGACUGGGGGGCCGGGGCCGGGGCCAGGCACUGAGCUCAGCCGGGGGGUCCCCCACCUGGAGCCACCCCAGGCCCCGCGGGCUGGCACAGCACUGACCACCCCUCCCCGUGCAGAACUGCUCCUGGAGGAGAGCUGUGCCGACGCCCAGGACGGGGAGCUGGACGGGCUCUGGACCACCAUCUCCAUCUUCAUCACGCUCUUCCUGCUCAGCGUGUGCUACAGCGCCACCGUGACGCUCUUCAAGGUGAGCGGGCCAGCCCCGCUGUCACCCGUGCCCCGGAGCCCCCUGCCGGCCCCUCCCUGGCCCUCCCUGUGGCCACGCUGUCACUGUGACGGCCCCUCCCUGUACCCGCCCUGGCCUCUGGUCCUCUCCGGGACACGGUGGCUGUCGGGGACCGCGGGGCUGGCAGGCGGACCCUGGGGGGCGGUCCACGUGCGGCCCGGGCCGCCCUCACCCCGUGCGCCCUGCAGGAGAAGUGGAUCUUCUCGCCGGGCGGCCAGGGCCGCCCCAGACCCGACAGGACCGCGUCCGUCGGCUCCUGCUGCUCCGCCUGCGCCAGGCCUGCCUCCGCCCUCUGACCUCGCCCACCUCUGGCUCUCGGCCACCUCGCCCGCACCUCUGCCCUUGGGCAUCGCGGCCCCCUCAGAAGGCGCCCCGCACCCCCACCGCCCCUCGGAAGCCCGAGUGGGCAGCACCUCGGGCCCCGACCUGACUUGA
Molecule: messenger RNA, 926 nt
Organism: Sus scrofa (pig)
Lineage: Eukaryota; Metazoa; Chordata; Mammalia; Artiodactyla; Suidae
Source: RefSeq, a predicted model, not a curated record